AUGGUUGAAUCCAAACAGCGGAUUGGAAAGGCAAAAAAUCAAGAUAAUGAUGUUACUGCUUUAAAUUCAGAAGAGGAUCUUGACACUCCAACCUCCAAAGAUAAAUUCACUGAACUCCUAGAGAAAACAAGUUGGUUGGAAAAUGCUCAGGAGCCUGCUGCAUCCUCAAGCAAUAAUAGUCAACUUAUCAUGACAUCAGUCAUCACUCAAGGUUUUUAUGUGCCUCUGGAGGAGAAACAAUAUGUGAAUCUGUUUGAGGAAGGUACACAAGCAAAAUUCUAUCUAGACAUCAUGCAAAGAACUGGUGCCAACCUAGAAAUAACUUUUGUCAAAAACCAAGGCCUCUACAUUAUAGUCUCUGGUAAGCCAGAAUCUGUCAUGAAAGCUCAGAAGGAGAUUCUUGCAUGUUUUAAGAAACAAGUUUUAACUACAGCUUCCAUUCCCAAAGAACAUCUUUGCUUUGCUGUAGGCAAGACUGGCGAAAAACUGCAAGACCUAGAACGAAAAGCUGCAACCAGCAUUCAGACCUUAUGCCCAGUUAACCACAGCACCUGGAUCAAUACUGUUGGCACCAAAGAGAUCAUGAAAAAGGCUCCAUAUGAAGUCUUACUUAUGUUUACUGAACAAGACAAGUGUGCUGAAGAAAGGUUAGAUGUGGGAAAAGCAUUUCAUACUUUCAUUGCUGGACCAUGCAAUAAAACUUUUGACAGAAUCCUACAGGAAACGGAGGACCGCAUCCACAUCUCACCAUCUAGUGCCAAUCAGACACAAAUAAGCUUUCCUGGAAAAAAGCAACAACUAGAUCAGGAUCAGGCUUGUGUAAAGAAGAUUUUUGACAAUACUACAGAGAAAACCACAUCCAUAGAUGUGGAGAGCUGUACCUUCCCUUCCUGGCUUCACAGAUUUGUUAUUGGUAAGAAAGGUCGUAAUAUAUCUACAAUUACUCAGAACAUGCCAAAAGUUCACAUAAAUUUUACUGGAGAAGAUAAAAUUACAAUAGAAGGGCUGACAGAAGAUGUUAAUUAUGCUAAAGAACAAAUUGAGGUCAUAGUAAAAGAUCUAAUUAACAGGAUGGAUUAUGCAGAGAUUAAUGUUGACUAUAAAUUUCACAAACUCCUGACAGGGAAGAAAGGUGUUAUCAUAAAUGGGAUUAAAGAAAGGAAUAAAGUUUCUGUGCUAAUCUCACCUGAAAAUGAAAAGAAUAAUUGGAUCAGAAUUGAGGGGGAAUCUCAGGGUGCCCAACAGGCCAAGAAAGAACUUCUUGAAAUUGCUUCUCAUUUAGAAAAUGAGCACAAGGUCUUAGUCAUUGAGCAAAGAUUUCACCACGCAAUCAUUGGGCAGAAAGGUGAAUGGAUACAUGACAUCCGUAAGAAAUUUCCAGAGGUUCUAAUUACUUUUCCUGACCCAGUACAAAAAAGUGACAUUGUCCAACUUAGAGGACCAAAAAAUGAAUUAGAAAAAUGCAUAUAAUAUUUGGAGAAUGUGGUGACAGACAUUGUAGAAAGUACCUAUUCCAUAACUAUUCCCAUCUUCAAAAGGCUUCACAAAAAUAUCAUUGGAAAAGGAAGUGCAAACAUCAAAGAAAUCUGUGCAGCAAGCAACACCAAAAUUAAUCUUUCAUCAGCAAAUAGCGACUCAGAAAAUAUUGUCAUCAGUGGAAAGACAGCAAAAUGUGAAGUGGCUCGUGAUUUGAUUCUUUCAAUUCAGAAAGAUAUAGCCAAUAUUUCAGAACUAGAAAUUUCUAUUCCGUCCAAUCUACACAAAUCCUUUAUUGACUCUAAAGACGGUUUGAUUGGUGCAGUCAUGGAAGAAUGUGGAAGUAUCCAUAUCCACUUUCCAAAAAACAACUCGGGACUUUAAAGAGUCAUUAUUAGGGGACCUGACCAAAAUGUGGAGAUGGCCAAGAAAAAGCUGCUGCAACUAGUAGAAGAGCAAACCAAGAGUUAUUCUGUGGUCCUCCAUGUCAAGCCAGAGUAUCAUAAAUUUCUCAUGAGUAAAAAUGGAGGCAAUGUUCCCAAAGUCUGUGAAGAGACUAGAGCAUGUAUCGUUUUCCCUAUCCCUGAGGACAAGGAUCAAGACUUGUUAACUAUUAUAGGGACAGAGAAGGCUGUCAAAGAUGCACAAAAGAAACUAGAGGGUUUAAUUACAAACCUAGAUAAUGUGGUAAAGGACAACAUACUGAUAAAUCCCAUGUAUCACCAGCACUUUUUUAUGCAAAGGGGCCAGGUGUUACAGGAGAUGAUUGAGGAGUAUGGUGGUGUGAUUAUUAACUUUUCAUGUUCAGGAAAACAGAGUAACAAAGUCACAAUCAAAGGAGCAAAGCCUUGUGUAGAAGCAGUCAAUAAACAUACUCAAGAGAUUAUUGGGGACUUGGACAAUGAAGUCGCAACAGUAUGUGUUAUUCCCCAGAAGUUCCAUCAUUUUUUCAUGGGGCCAAUGUGUUCUUGAAUCAGACAAAUCGUUAGAGAUUAUAGUGUUCAAAUCAAAUUCCCAGAUAGAAAGGAGAUUUCACUUACCAAUAAACAGCCAGCUGUUCUAGAAAAUAAGGAAGAAAGGGAAAAGAGCACUACAGGAGCUGCUUCUAUUUCCCCAACAAAAUGUGACACCAUAUUUAUCUCAGGCCAAAAGGAAAAGUGUGAGGCAGCCAUGGAAGCCCUUAAGGCUUUAAUUCCUGUCACUGCUGAAGUAGAUGUGCCCUUUGAUCUACAUCAUUACAUCAUUGGUCAGAAAAGAAGUGGGAUACACAAGAUAAUGGAUGAGUUUGAAGUUAAUAUACAGGUAUCAGCACUUGAAUUCGAGUCUGAUAUCAUUUCCAUCACUGGCCUUGCUGCAAAUGUAGAACAAGCCAAGGUUAGAUUACAAGAACAAGUCAAGGCUUUACAAACUGAAAUAGAAGAUCGAUCAUUAAGAAAUUUCAGACUCAAGUUCACAGUAGACCCCAAAUAGUUCCCCAAGAUCAUUGGUCGAAAGGGGUUAGCUAUUGCUUAGAUUUGUUUAAAGCAUAAAGUUACUAUCUAUUUUCCAAGUAAAGGGAGCAAUGAGAUACAAGACAAAAUCACAAUCAUUGGAUAUAAAAAUAACACCAUAGCCACUUGGGAUACAAUAAUGGAAAUGGUGCAAAAGUUUGAAAAAACAGUUACUAAGCAAAUUUCACUAAACAAUCGUGUUCAUGGCCACAUUAUUGGAUCCCGUGGAAAAGCCAUUCAUAAAAUCAUGAAUCAAUUUCAGGUCGACAUCUCUUUCCCUCCUAGAGGAGUCCAAGAUGCAAACAUCGUCACUGUGACUGGACUCCCUAAUAAAGUCACAAAAGCAAUUGAUCACAUCCUCAGUCUUGAGGAAUAUUUUAUGGCUGUUGUUCCAAAGCAUGAGUCACAGAAGGAGCAUAUGAAGAAGGUCACUCUGUGUGAUUUAGUCUAUACUCCAUCCAAGAGUUUUGCAGAAAAAUAUGUUCCCUGUACUGCAAACACCAUUCAAAAGAUCCCUGACAUGAACAGCUCUGAAGAUUUUCCCAGCUUGGAUCCUCAAGUGGACCCGAAGACUCACCCUUGGAGAUGCAAAUAA
Molecule: messenger RNA, 3561 nt
Organism: Balaenoptera musculus (blue whale)
Lineage: Eukaryota; Metazoa; Chordata; Mammalia; Artiodactyla; Balaenopteridae
Product: vigilin-like
Cellular component (GO): nucleus; cytoplasm
Molecular function (GO): mRNA binding
Source: RefSeq, a predicted model, not a curated record